CUCUCCAACCCCCCCGUCUCUCUCUCUCUUUCUCACUCGCUCGCUUACUUGCUUUAACUCAGAGCUGCCGGUGCUUUCAUUCAGCUCAGUGCUGAGAUGCAUGUGUGUGUGUCUGACCAAAGUCUGGAUAACCAGGGCUGAGAAAUCUGCGAGGACCCAUUGGAGGGGAUUUUAAUUAAGAGAAAGUGACACCCCAAUACAGGGGGACCACACGUGGGCGACCAUGUUGGGUCAGAGUGUGCGGUUACAGCCGGUGCCCAUCCAAAGUCUGUCAGAGCUGGAGCGAGCCAGGUUACAGGAAGUCGCCUUGUACCACCUGGAAGAGAGGGACCUGGAAUUCAAGAUCAGCAUCCCAAAAGAAACACGCAAACGGAGGAAAUCUCUACGCAGGAAGUUUGACUCCUUUUCAAAGGAAAAGAAAGAGCGAGAAUCGGUCCCCAUGGCGUUCGGCAUCCCCCUCUCCCAGGUCAUCGCCAAUGACCGGGCCUACAAGCGGCGGCAGGAUGCCCUGAAGGAGAGCCGGCGAGACUGUCUGGACCUGGAGGCCAGCAUCCUGCGCUUCCGGGCCGAGAAGCGGCAGUUCUUCAAUGGGAACAAGCAGCUGGUCUGCUCCUCGUCGAUCACAGGAGGAGGUCCCUGUUCGCCUUCUGCAAACUCGGUGGCACCAGCACCGCUUUUUGAGACCCAGAACAAACCACUGUCGCCUACGUUUCUGGACAACACCGGCAGAGGACAGAGGAGGGGUGGUCUGUCAGUGGACUCCAUCUCUGAUCUUGUAGAGAGUCAGUCUCGCCUGCUGGAGGCGCUACAGCUCUCUCACCCAGCCGAGCUGGACCUGAAGAAGUCUCCAUGUAGCGGCUCAUCAGAGGGGAGGACCCAGACCAAGCUCAGCCUCAACCCCAUCUACAGGCAGGUGCCCCGGGUGCUGGAGAGGUGCUGCAGCCACAUCGAGACCCAUGGUCUUCAGACUGUGGGAAUAUUCAGAGUUGGUAGCUCUAAGAAGAGAGUGAGACAGCUGCGGGAGGACUUCGAUGUAGGGGUGGACGUCCAGCUGGAUGAGGAGCAGAGCGUCCAUGACGUGGCAGCGCUGCUCAAAGAGUUUCUCAGAGACAUGCCUGAUCCUCUGCUGCCCAGAGAGCUCUACCCUGCCUUCCUGCACGCCAACCUACUGAGGGGAGCAGACCAGAUUCAGUACUUGCAGCACCUCCUCUACCUGCUCCCUCCCUGUAACUGUGACACCCUGCUGCGACUCCUCAGCCUGCUACACACUGUGCAGAGCUUCGCCCAGGACAGCAUUGGAACAAAUGACGAGGAGAUCCCCGGUAACAAGAUGACAGCUGCGAACCUGGCGGUGAUCUUUGGGCCAAACCUGCUGCAGAGGGAAGGAGGAGAUGCGAGUCCUCAAAUCUACGCUAUGGGGAUCGAGGACAGCACGGCGAUCAUCAGCGUGACCCUGGUGCUCAUACAGAACUACAGGAGGCUCUUCACGGUUUCUGCAGAGCUGCAGCAGGAGGUCCUGAUGAGUCUGAUCCAGACAGACCCAGACAUCAUCGACUAUCUGCUGCGUAGGAAACUCAGCGGCAGCCAUCUGACGGUGGAGAGCAGCAGUGAGUCAGGGGGUCGUCGGGAUACAGGGGUGUCUCUGGACUCUGUGGGAGCCUCCAGCGGGAGUUUGUCCCCACUUGAGCCCCCCUCGCCGCUUUUCCCACCCGACGGUAGUGGUGGAGAGGGAAGCCUGACCAGCGAGAUCUUCCUCAACGUGCUUAAGCUGAACCAGAACAGGAAGCGACAGGAAACGAGAUACGGUGAGGCGCCCUCAGGUAAAUCCAUCCGCUAUAUGCGACAGUUCCACUCCCACCACAACCUGCUCAGCCUGGCCCAGCCCUCUUCGUCUUCCACAUCCAGACUCCACGGUCAGGACCCUGACACACAGGACCGCAGGGGCCCGCUGGGCUCGGCGCUGAGCUUCAACCUGAGCAGCGGCAGCGGCAGCUGCUCCACUCUGAGCGGGUCGACAGAGAGCAGCAUCUGGGUGAGACAGACUCCGCAGGAGGAGAGCAAACCAUCACCAGUUGCUAAUUUCUGGGACUUCUUCACUGGGAAAGCGUCGAGCUCGGAGACGAUGGUAUGAUGAAGGGCGAGAAGAAGAGGAACAUGGAGGGAAAAGAGUGUGUGUGGUUUUGUGUGUGUUUGCUGUCAGAGGUCAGAAAUCCCCAGAAAACUGGUAAAGAACAUGUUACAUUUAAAAGACAACUGUUGAUUUAAACCAGCAUUGUGGAAGAUUUGCCGUGAAUUGGGAUUUGACGCCCCCAACAUUUCAAAGUUCCACGCUGUGGUAAAUGAGGACAGCUGUACAUGUGCAUAUGUUAUGAUUACAUCACUUACAACUUUGCCAACACAGCCAAACAUCAAGCGAGUUUGACAACACAAGACAGACUUGCUACUCCAACAGAAAGAAGGCCAGCUCGGAGUUUCCUCCUUUCAGCUCUGUUAUCUCCGGCCAACAAGUAUAAACCAGUCUGAUGUUUACUCUUGUCUACGCUUUUGCUCGUUGACGCUCUCACUUCCUCUUCCUCUGACAACAUCUUCUUCGGUCUCUUUGCAGCCUCUGCCAUAAUAUCCAUCCUGAGAAUACCGAGUUAGCUUCUUCUACAGAGCUCACAUUGUAUUAUAUAGCCUAUAUAUACUCUUUGCUGCUUCUUAUAGUUUGCUUGCCGAAGAGUCAUGUUGAUGCAAUAAACCAUUAUGCCAUUGUCGCAAAAGGUUUCCCGCUACAUAGUGCAAUACCAGGUGCUCCGGGUUAGGGGACAAAGACGCCAUUUUCCCUAUUACAAGUCGGUGUACCAUCAAAAUUAUUUUGAAGCUGUUUUAAAAGGGAUGUUAAGAUCCAAUUUCUAGGAUUAUAAACAUGGAAUCCUAAAUUUCUGACUGUUGCAGAUUUUCUCACUUGGAAGUUCCCACUUUUCUGGCACCCCUGUAACAGCAGCAUGUGAAUGAAUGAAUGUGUCAUUGGGAAACAGAAAGCAUGAGGAAAACAAACCAGCGAAUGGAGAAGGAAAUGUCAGAGAAAUACACAAAAACUCGACAUCAGUAAAUGAAGGAAGAGACUAAAUGAAUGUGUCUAUGAGAUUAUGUGGAAGUGGAUGCAGUAAUAUUUACAAUGUACAUAAUGUAUUCAUGAUUUUACACACACAACCUCCGUCUUUACUACCUAGAACUGCAUAACUAUGUAACUAUAGCUGCAUGGACUAACACUUUUUUUUUAAUCUAUACUGAUACCACACCAGACUCCUUUUGGUUUUUGUUGUUUUCUGUAACCAGCAUUCACCUGUAACUGUAAUCUACAAUUCAACGAUCAACUAUCCAAUGUUCAACUAGAAAGAUUGACACCUGAAGACAUCUUAGCAAUGCAAAGAUCAGAGCCAGAAAUUAAACUCAGUAAGUGCUGAUUUGGUGAUUUGCAGUUCAAAUGAUGUCAAGAAAUCUACUUUAAAUCUGGGCUAAAUGUGUUUUUUUCAUCUUUUAGUUUUUCUUUCUCCAUGUAGAUUUAAUUUAACUAUGGUCCUCAAGUCAGUUCUUUAUGCAGAUAAUGCUUAGUUUUCAUAGUGUGUCUUUGCCGUAUAACAACAAGAACAUCCUCAUUUUCAACGUGUAGUUUUAAUCACCAGUGGAUGGAAAAAUAUUUUACAGUACUGUAACAUUGUUGAAAGGAUUGUAGACGAGGCAAAACUUAAACUUACGCUCUGAUCACAUUUCAAUCUUUGAGUGACUUAGGAUAUAUUAAAGUUGACUCUCACUAUGACUUAAGAGAUCGCAAACAGAGCCUUGUCGGAAACUAGUUUUAUAGUUAUAUACAACUUGGAUGUCUAAAAAUAAAAAAUAUGGUUUGACAUAACGUCUAAAAAUAUUUAAAAAGCGAAGUUAGCCUUGUUUUAACCUAGAUGUCUUUUGACCUGCAAAUCACCAAAUGAAUGCUCACUGUGAAGUACAUGUGGUGUGAUUUUAGUAUUAACUCAUUUGCAUUUAUGGCACUUUAGUUAGCUGUGUUCGAGUUGAGAUGCUGGAUCCUCUGAAGGAGGUGGCCCAUGAAGGUUUUCUGUAGACUAUCGGAGGAUCAGGCUGGACCUGCUUCUCCUCCCCAGCAUUAGAUGAGACCACAAGUAACAGUGUGUUCACAACACUCCACGAUGCCUGAGCUCACAGUGCAAGAUGCACAGUUUAUUUUUCAUGAUGAACAAAGCACCAGGUUAAUGUAGUAAUAUAUUCGUAUCUGUUUUACCUUCUGAAGUGGUCAUGUGAUAUACCCAAACUUUACUCAUUGAACGCCACGUCCUGCAAAGAUUACAUCAGCCCUUUUUGAGUUUGGACAUGGCAGUUAUGACUGUAUCACUUCGAUACGCCUGGAAUAUGUAAUCAAUCACAUAAACACACAGAUGUUCGCCAGCUGCUGGAAUCAGCCCAGUUUUGUAUAUACAAAUUAUUUUGUAUAUAAAAAUUAGGCUAUUUUAACUAUAUUGUGGGAUGUAUAUGGGAUCAAGUAGCUGCUACAUGAUUGCAUAUACAUGCAGCAAUUGAAUUAAUCUAAAAGGCGGGCACGGUUUUCUAAUCUUGGUCCGAGGGGAGGCCCACAGUCUCACACUUUGAUAACCCCUGCUCUAUCACAUAGGAGUUCCUCUGGAUGUGAUUUUCAUAUCAAAAGAUUAAAACUGGGCCAAAGUUGGUUGACAAGUUUGUUUGUCAAAGGCCAGAGGUUUCCUUAAAAUGAAGCCAAAUGAGCAGUUUCACCAAAAAGGAAUAUUUUUUUUCCUUCUUACCACAGUUUUUUAAAAAGUAUUAUAAGAAGAAAAAGGAAGGAAAAAAUUUACUGGUAUUUUUCUGCAGCAGAAUUUGUUUAUUCUUUAAAGAAGAGAAGGGAGGACAUUUAAACUCCUACAAUUACUAAAAACCUUUAAAUUCCAUCUGCAUGUGUGAUGUGAUGAAUGGAAAGCUCCACAAUGGCUACUAAAUUGGACCUUUUGUCUACUGUAGGUCAAGUAUCAACUAUCAAUCUGUGUAUUUCCUAUCAAGUAAAUCAUCUUGCAGCCACUGGCCGAGGUUACAUAUAACUGUUGUUUCAAAAGCAUUAAAUGUCUAUUUUUAUGUGAAGCAGGACUUGCUGCUGAAGUGCUGUUGAAUCAAUGGCUGCAUUUCUUCUACUUCUCAACCAAAUUUCUCCUCCGAACGUCUCAGUGUCUUUUGACCUGAAGAAGAAAUGUGGUGGCAUUAAUGUCUGUUUUUAAAAGGUGUUACAGCAUGUGUUUCUUGUCAAAUUGCACGAGGCCAACUUCAGGGCCCAUAAGUAUGAAAAAUAAUAUUCCAGGACUGUCAUGUAUGAAAGUUACGUUUCUUUCACCACAGGAGGGCGACAUUCACCAUAUCAGCUCAACCUUUAACCUUCAAACUGUUUCCCCCACCAUCUAUAGCAUCAUAUAAUGAUAUUGAUAAAUGUAUUAGGUGACUAGAAACUGUACAGAUGUUUGUUUCUGGCCUCUUUGUAGUAGAAAACCAUGUUGUACAGAGAUUUUCCUACAUCACAACGAUGUAUUUCUUCACCACAAACACAGAGUCUGUCCUUAGCAGGUGCAUGUAACGUCUUCUCUUUUGGAUUCCUUGUAGAGAAAACCAGAUAUAUUCCGUCCUUUUGUCAGUGACAUGUUUUUUUUCUAUAAUGUAAAAUCCACUGAGGUGUGUUAAGACCUUAACCACAGAAUGUACCAUACCUGCAGAGAAUUAAAUAUCAAACUGCCUGUG
Molecule: messenger RNA, 5790 nt
Organism: Micropterus dolomieu (smallmouth bass)
Lineage: Eukaryota; Metazoa; Chordata; Actinopteri; Centrarchiformes; Centrarchidae
Gene: arhgap36
Product: Rho GTPase activating protein 36
Exons: 12
Coding region: 224-2131 (635 amino acids)
Biological process (GO): signal transduction
Source: RefSeq, a predicted model, not a curated record